Messenger RNA from Lytechinus variegatus (green sea urchin), 5636 nucleotides. It is a transcript of the gene abhd15, whose product is annotated as protein ABHD15-like. The record is from RefSeq and is a predicted model, not a curated record. The transcript has a single exon. Gene Ontology annotation, molecular function: short-chain carboxylesterase activity; monoacylglycerol lipase activity. The coding region runs from base 422 to 1894 and encodes 490 amino acids. NCBI's taxonomy places the organism in Eukaryota, Metazoa, Echinodermata, Echinoidea, Temnopleuroida, Toxopneustidae.
CAUCUUCAUUGCCUAGUAACUGUUCCUUGUGAUUACAUAUCUGAUAUAUAUUGUCUACUGCAACUACAAAAGACGUUUCUACAUGUUCUGAAAAAAAAAGGAUUAUCAUAAGAAGCAAUAAUUCAAAACGGUGCAAGACGGGUGAAAACUGACAUUUGAAACAUGUUUUAUUGCUAUAUCAUGUUCAUUAACACACGUUUUAUUCCUGCUUGUUCUUCCUUGUAAUGUAGUCUCUUCAUUAGUUGUAGCGUUGGAUAAUUUGCUCUGGAUCAUAUUGCACAGUAAUCGACAUCAGUAAACUUUGUGGUAAAGGUGUUUGAGAUUAUUUUCGAUGUGAUGAAGUAAAUGUUCUAACAAAUUUUCUAACAACAGAAGCGAUUUGAAUCGGCGCUUACUCAAGGUUGUUGGUACGUCGUGUCCGAUGCGAGCGAGCUGGAAAUCAUUGAUCCAGAUGCUUGCAGUAGUCGGAGCAGCUGCGGAGUACUACACGGCUCUCGUCGGCUUCAUAAUGAGUUUUGUUUACUACGGAGCCGCAACGAUACCAACAGAACUCACCUUAUCCCAGAUCGAUCCCUUAUGCUCUGACCACCCUCUUUGUAGAAACAGCCAGCAAACUUGGUGCAGGCAAGUUACCAUGCAGAGUGGUCCGAAGGAACCUAGUCCAGUCAGCAGCGGCUAUGUCCAACGAUCGAUUAUCACCCCUGUAAUAGAGCGAGUAACCUUGGGUUGCACGCUCAUGGUAUUGUUUUUUCGAUGGUUCUGGAAUUGGGGCUCGAGAGAUAAACCGCAACCAUCAUUACCUCAUCUCAAUUUUCGUGCAUCAUCCCUUCUUAAGUAUGUACUCAGAUCAUGUUACACCCUACGAGAGCCUUUUAUCCCAACGGCUUGGGCGUCUUUCGGUUACCUUCAAACUCUUCUAGGUGUGAUCCUUUCGGAUGGCACCAUUAGGUAUCGGAGAGAGGUUCUCCAAAUGUCUGAUGGUGGGAUAGUAGCGUUGGAUUGGGCUUGGAAGAAUUCUUCUGUUUCAAAACGUAAAAGGAGGAAAACAUUGUCUAAAGGGCUGAUUGUAAUCAUACCGGAUUUGGUUGCCGGAUCUGGAAAUGUAUCGCGUCUCUGCUCGAAUGCAUACAACAAUGGUUACGAACCAGUCGUCUUUCACCGAAGAGGGACCAAUGGUUUGCCCCUUAGUACUCCUAAAUGCCAAAGCCUUGGAGAUCCUUCAGAUCUACGUGAUGCACUGUGCUACCUCUCAUCAAGACUUCGUUCUGGGAGACGGAUUAGUGCUAUCGGUCUUGGAUUCGGAGGGAGUCUGCUUUUGUCGUACCUAGGAAAUUAUGGUUCGUCUUCCAGACUAUCCGCGGCGGUUUGUUUAUCACCCAUCUAUGACCUAGAGUCCACCAUCCAUAAGAAUCGACGUAACUCUCUUCUGAAAUGGUUCACCCUUCAAUUACUCAAAUUGAAUUUUACGAAUCAUGUCAACACAAUGCCAAAAUUCUUCAAUCUAGAUGCUGCCUUUUCCUCGGGCACUUUAACACAAUGGUUAGAGAGUGUCGAUUGCCCUAUGUAUAAGAUGAAAGACAUGGUGGAAUAUUGGGAACAUAACGAACCCUUACGUGAAGCUGAUGAAAUCGCUGUUCCACUUCUAUGCAUCAACUCAUUCGAUGAUCCCGUCGUUAAGAAGGAAGACAUCCCAAAUGAAUUAUUCUCUACGCUACCUAAUUUGUUAUUAAUGACAACUGAAAGCGGUGGUCAUUGUGGGUUUCUUCAAGAUUCUUUGAACCCAAAAUCCUGGGCUCAUACGGUUGCGAUGGAUUAUAUAGAAGCUGCAUUACAAUUCACGGAAAACGUUACUAAUGAACGAAUAAUUAGUGGCCGUAUGCGUGUUGAUUCUUGAUUUGGUAUAUUUUAUCGAAAAUAAAACAGAUACCUUCUAAUGUUUGCAUCAUCAUUAUUUUUUCCCUGCAGGAAAAAAAAAUGUACAUGACUACGUUGUUGAAUUACUGUCAGUGCAAUUUUAUUACUCUAAGUACUAUUCAAUUUCAACACAUUGUUAUAUUGAUAUUAUUUGGGUUACCAAUUUCAUUUGAGACUGACACUUUGUACUUGAUGUACAAAGCCCCAUUGAACGUAUGUAGUUUCAAUUCGGCAAGCAUUAUUCCAUGAUGUCAAAAAAUCUAUUUCGGAGGUAUAUUGAUUUUGGUUGAUAUUUAAAUGUUUCACCAUUUUGAACCGAAUAGAUGUUAAAGUCGAUAGGAUUCCUUCACCCAAUCUACUCACACUAUUGUCGAAAAUCAUUUAUCUCCUUGCACCCCAUUUAUCUGUUGACGUAGUUGAGUUCAUGCGUUCUGUAGAUUGCACGAUCCGUAAUACUGAUUCUGUACGAUGUUUUAAUAAAACCGAUAGAGUAAUAUAAGUUGUAUCACGAGUAAUGAUGAUUGAUGUUGGCUAAUGGACCGUCUAAUAAGUUUUUAAUCGCUACGUUCAGUAUAUUUUUUUAAUAAUGGCUGAUGACCGUUCAACUGGAUGGUGUUUAAUUGCAUCCUACGUUAUAGCUUCUGGAAUAUGUUGUUAAUAGGACAGUCUCACCGACGUUACCACUCCAGACCGACCAAAUAUAUUACGUUAUUUUUUAAUGUAUUUCAUCGGUCGGAUAGGAGUUAGUUUCGUUGAUGUGACUUUAACUUAAUUGGAGCAUUAUAAUUAAUUACAUGGCCAGGUGGAGUCAACACCGCCAUACAUCGGUUAAAUAGCUAAUGUAAUCAGGUGGUCCCUUCACAAACCAAUAUGGAAAAACAGAAUUCAGUAUUCAACGAGAUAAAUAUCUGUUAAACAAUUAGUGUAAAACACAUGAAACGGAAGUAAUAAAUAGUAAAUACGCAUUUACUAAUGAUUUUGCGUAUUUUCCUAUUAACCUUUUUGUUCAUGGUUGACUUUUGGGGUAAAUCCCGACUUUGUUCAUUCCUAUUAAAAGAAAAAGGCGUACAAUGACACGAUAUCCAUAGGAAAUAUCUUGCAUGUCGCCGUGAUAAUAAUUUUCAUUUUCAUUAUUGUCUUGUGCUGAAUAUCCUGCUUUAUAAUGGAAAGCUUUCCAUGAUUUUUCUCCGCCUUCGCUUAACCGCGAAAAACGGUUUGUCGAUGUAAUUACACAAUUUGUAAUUUAACAGUUUUAACAGUAAUAUUACUGAGAAUGGCUGGAUAGUGUUGUAAAGCCAUAUAAAAGAGAUUAUAUUAAAGUAUUUUGGGGGGAUUAGAAAGAGUUUGUUCAGAAGAUACUUUUUAACGCAUACCGUACUUUAAUAACCAUGAAUGCAUCAUUUUACGGAAACUUGAUGUACUCAUCAAUAAGUAAAAUACUAGAUUGAGCGGCAAAGCUAUUUCACCAGUCUUCUUUUAAAGUAGAUACUUGGCCCGUUUCUCUACUUGGCCCUUUCCUUGUAAGACUACUCUUAAAUUGCUUAUGGGCAAGUCUGGCACGUCUACAUCCGCUACAAACAUCUCUAAAAUACUAAGAGCACAUUCUUCUGACUGAUGGAUGAACAUUCAUUGUUGAAAAUUUUAUCACCGCGUAAAGAUGAAGUCGUAAACAUGUCUUAGCUAAAAUUUAUGAUACCAUCGUUUACCAGACAUUGACACUUGGUUCUAUCAGCAUAUGGGAUGAUUCAUAAAGCCAACUAAAACGCUUCGAUUCUAAUGUGUUGCAAAUGCUGUCUUUGCACGUUUAAUAGCUCUAUGUUCGUACCAAACAGCAAUUACGGAAAUCACAAUUCUUUACAGAGUUGCGUCUUAUCAUGGCCAUAGGUCUACUAGAUUACCUCAAACAGUUGAAAGCGUAUAUAAUCUAUAAUGUACACAACAGUUCAAUUGAAAAAAAACAUGGCGCAAAGUGCUCACUUAACAUGGCUAAUUCGAAUGUUUUCACAUUGUGAAUCAUGUCUUUACAUUCCGCUCAUAUCUUCUGCAUUCUGAAAUUGAAUAGCAUUCUGCCAAACCAUGUGGUAAUAUUACACUGCAGUCGUUGUGAAAUCAACUAUAUCCUACCAAAUUUUGUACACUGCACCUCUACAGAACGAUUCGACUGCAUGAGCACAGUAAAAUACAUUGAGGGGCAAUACACGUGGUAAUUGAUACAUGUCCCAAACUUUAUGCCGUAGACAAUAUAAUACAAGAAAGGAUUAAGAAUAUUAUUCAAAGAAAAAAAGUGUAAUUUUGAAGUAUCGAAUGUACUGACGAAAAUCUCAUACAACAUUAUGAAGAUGGACUUCAUACAUUGGUCCCAGGGGUAUUAGAUCUACGGGUAUUGUAUCUGUCAUUUGACACAUGAAAACGAUAAAAAUGAGCCCAUAUUCAUCAACACAUUCAUCGACGAAUUGAAUACCAAUUUUACUCUUCAUUUUCACCACAUCCUGAAUGUUGUUUUAUAAUGUAACAUGACAUUUUGAGACCGAGAAUUAAUCUGGCUUUGAUAACUUUCCUCCUUGUAAUAGAUGUAGAUCCCUGACAUUCAAGCGUAUUACUAAUAUAAUGAUCAGAGAAGUCUGUGCCAUACAAUAAAGGCUAAUGACCCGAAAUUAAUGCUCGAAUCUUUUCACUUGUUUUUAUCAGGGACGUGUUCCUGGUGUGAUAAAUGGUUGAUGAUCUCACAGUUAGUGUUUUAUGGUGGUUGAUCUGUUGAUUUAUCUGCUUGUCUGUGAAAUACUUCAAAUAGCGUCUGUUUAAUCCUCUUUUUUAUUUCCAUCACUUUUCCCAAUAUUUUUUUCUUCUUCAAAAUAACGGUCUUGCUAUUUUAUAAUUACUUCAGAUUCAGAUUUAUAUAUAAAUCUUUCAAGAACGUUGCUUUUGAUUGUUACGAUAAAAGAAACAAAAAUGAAGUAUGACAUGGAUCCAGUUGUCUAUUAUUUGAAAUAAAUGUUUAUUACAGCUUUACCAAUCUUUUAUUGAAUUUAUUUCAUUCACGUUUUGGCAGCUUGGUAGAAUUUUAGAAAAUGAUAUUAAGGCAAUGAGUCCUUCACAUGGUAUGUCUUCAAAGUAAUUGUUAAUUAGGUUGAUGACAAUCUGAUUUCUUAAUUUGAUACUAAUAAUUUAAGAAUACCCUAAUGAUUGAAUUGUAUCUAGCUUUAAAGCUUAAUGAUACAUGAAUAUGUGAGAUAUAUCAUGUCUAAUAAUCCAUCUUUCUAUGAUGUUUUUAAUCUCUAAAAAUUAGUUACUUGAAUUACAUGAUUGAAGUAAGAUAUAAUUUCUACAAGAAUUAACUGAAACUGUGUUGAAAUAUUAAUAUCAUUGGAAAUAGGAACUCGUAUAAACACUGUCAAUAAAAGCGUGCGAGGAAUGAAUUUUAUGAGAAAUUUAUGAAUAUUUAAAAUGAAUUAUAUAACAUAAUUGUAUAUAGGAUCAAAAUUAACACUGACCCCUGUAAAUGAACGAUUUUGAUACUUGCAUUUCUUGAUUAAUACAAUCUGAACUUAAUGCACACGAAAUCCUGUGUAUUUGUGUUUUCCAUUUUAAUACACGUUAAUUGUAAUAGAAUGUUGAAGGCUUGCUUGGGAUGUUUGAAUAAUCUAAAUACAUUUAUUCCUUUAUAACGUUCGUUUGCUUUGAACAAACUGUGCAUAAAUAUCUUGCCAGAUGAGCACCAUAUC